Otolemur garnettii (small-eared galago) is the source of this 819-nucleotide messenger RNA. It is a transcript of the gene MS4A3, whose product is annotated as membrane spanning 4-domains A3. Gene Ontology annotation, cellular component: membrane. NCBI's taxonomy places the organism in Eukaryota, Metazoa, Chordata, Mammalia, Primates, Galagidae. The record is from RefSeq and is a predicted model, not a curated record.
AUGGCCUCUCAAGACGCAGAUGAUGCAGAGCGGGGAACAGCCUCAUCGAGUGGUGCUCCAGGUGGCUGGGCAGAGUCAGAGGGCAGGAAUAAUUCUGUUUACCAGCCCACUGAUGGGUCACAAGACUGCCAAAAGGGAGAACUACUCGCCCUUGGAGCCAUCCAGAUCCUGAAUAGAGCCCUGAUUCUGGCUCUGGGUGUUUCUCUGGGCUCCUUACAAUACGUGGCACAACUUCAGCAUUUCUUUUUCUUCACCUUCUACACAGGCUACCCAGUGUGGGGCGCUGUGUUCUUUAUUAGUUCAGGAACUUUGUCUGUUGCGGCAGGGAGAAAACCCACAAGAAUACUGAUGCAAAACAGUUUUGGAAUGAACAUUGCCAGUGCUAUAAUUGCACUAGUUGGGAUUGUUUUACUCUCAAUAAAUUUAGCAGUUAACAGCCAGGCAAUCAAGAGUUGUUAUUCUUCAAACUCUCCGGACUUAUGCCUCUACACGGGCUCCUCAUCAAAUGGCCUGGUGUCUCUAAUGCUGAUUCUCACCUUGCUGGAGCUAUGCAUAACCAUCACUCUCUCAGCCAUGUGGUGCAAGGCCAACUGCUGUGAUUUGAGAGAGCAAAGUGUGGGCACCGAAAAUGAGAAGCACCUGAGGAAGCGGCAAGAAGGUGCUAGUGAAAACUGGGAUAUGAAACAACUGGGAGGUCAUGAAGGGCGAGGUUCUGAUUUGCAAGUUUCUCUUGAAAAUUCUCACAAAAUAGCAGCAUGUCCUGACACUAAAGACCACCUUCCAUCUGUUUCCUGUCUAGAUCUCAAAUGUGAUUCCUGA